Haliaeetus leucocephalus (bald eagle) is the source of this 516-nucleotide messenger RNA. RefSeq names its product idnK, gluconokinase homolog (E. coli) (gene IDNK). The transcript is spliced from 4 exons. Gene Ontology annotation, cellular component: cytoplasm. Lineage: Eukaryota; Metazoa; Chordata; Aves; Accipitriformes; Accipitridae. The coding region runs from base 82 to 516 and encodes 144 amino acids. Gene Ontology annotation, molecular function: gluconokinase activity. The record is from RefSeq and is a predicted model, not a curated record.
GUCGGGUCGCGGCUGGCAGCGAAGCUGGGGUGGAAAUUCUACGAUGCAGACGAUUAUCAUUCUCCUGAGAGUAAAAAGAAGAUGGCAGAGGGGAAACCAUUAAAUGAUGAGGACAGGAUGCCCUGGCUUUGUGCACUGCAUGAUAUACUAAGGAGAGAAGACGCAUUUGGACAAGAUGUAAUUCUGGCCUGUUCUGCACUGAAGAAGAUGUAUAGGUAUGUGUUACUUAGUGGACCAUUUGCAAUUGCAAGCAACGAGCCAGAGGAAUCAGGAGAAAAUGAAGCACUGAAGAUCCUCUUUGUUCAUUUGGAUGGGCCUACAGACAUCAUUACUGGCCGCCUGGAGAAGAGGGGGGGACAUUUUAUGCCACCUGAACUACUCAAGUCUCAGUUUGAUACUCUGGAGCCUCCUAGUGCUCCAGAAAACUUUAUUACUGUCAGUCUAGAAAAAUCUCUCCCUGAAAUAGUGCUGGAGAUUGAGAGCAUAAUUUUUCAGGGUGAGGCUUUUCUGGAGUAA